CCCCACAACCCUACGCGCUCCACACAUCGACAAUACGCAACCAUCACAAUGUACCCAUAUACAGCGGGUACGCCGUGCCCUGCGCCGAAUCCAUCAUUCUCGAGCAAUCGUUAUAACGACUAUGGGCACCCGACGUCUGUUUACGCGCCUAGCUAUGCACCAGACGACACAACCGCGAAUAUUGAAUACACAACAGAGCUGCAACCACAAGCAACACUACACAAGGCUAAGCCACGAAGACCGAUGCGCGCCAUGCGCAAGUCCGCGUUCAACCCGUCGCUGGACAUUUUCGAGGAUGUCGCGCACGAGGAAGAACAGCAGGCAGCUGUUGAGACGAAAAGCAGAAGCCGCGCAUCUGUAAUGCCAGAAGGCGCAAGAGUAAAGAAGAGCACGAUACUCGCGCAUCCGGCGCAGAAGAUCCACAAGGCUGUGGCGCCUGGUCAAGAGCCGCAAAGUCUCAAGCCACAACGGAGACGCGUCUCGCAGAUGCUUAUGGAAAGACAGACAGGAGAUGUCAACGCGACUCUACAGCUCCAGGAGGACUUGCUGGAGAAGAAAGAGCUUAGGAAGCAAGGCCCAAAAAAGGAUCCGCGUCGAAGGACUAUCUAUGUUCCAUCAGACGAUACCACGUUCAUGACAAUUCAUCCUGGACAGUCUCUAAAUCCGGCGCAAGGCUCAGGGGAGAAGUCACCUGACAUGGGAUUCGACCUAGUGACAUUAUCGGAGGAAGAUGACAGCCUUGUAUCCGCGCUGAAGAAAGAAGAUAAUAUUCCCAAGAACCCGCUGGCCGUGCCACCCAGGCGUGGUCCUUUGAGUUCCAGCUCGCGCUCGGUCCAGAGUGUCUCUUUCUCGAGCGACGUGGCGGGGUCGGGUGGUGGAAAGGAAAACCUGCCGCCAGGCGCGGAGUUCAUAGAGCGAAAAGGAGUCACCACACAUAUCGAGAUCAACUUUACCAAGCCAGAGACGAAGAAACCUGCAACGAAGGCGCCCAAAGCUCACUCCAACCCGUCAAAGGGGUCUGAUGCUAUACUCCAGGCAAAGACAAAGUUGGAAGGCAGCCAGAAACGAUUACGACCCCAGGCCAGUUGCGAAGGUAUGCCGGCAAAAUCUAUCAAGGCUAGGGCAGACGGAACCGCCCCCACAGCAAGCAGCAGAACCUCUUCAAGAGCAACAGUCAAGACCACCAAGCCUAGGACCUCAAGGCCGGCUCGUGCGCCGCUAUCGUCCUCCUCGCCUUUCCGUACUGAAAGAUCUCCGCCUGCUGCUAUACGCCGCCGCAAGGUAGAGCAAGGAUCGCCCACCAUCACCAUGAUGCAUAUCGUUGGCAAGCCGACAGCACCGCAAGAGAAGUACCCGGUUCUGAAGGAGGAUCUGACCCGACCAGAGCUAUACGAGGAUAAUUGGCUCACGUAUCAGGAAAUUGCCAUUACCCAACUCUUGAACUCAAUAUUCGAAACCUCGGAUCAGGAUCAAAACACCGAGCAGAGCCCCAAGGAACUAAGAAGGAAGAUGCUGGAGCUAUAUCACGAGCCGUCGAUGCCAUCAUUGCACAAGCGCUUGCAAGCAUCGCUGCAGUUUGGCGCGCUGAGUAUACCCAAGGAUCUCCUGGCCCAAACGCUACGAUUGAAGGAUGAUGUUGGUCUGCGCAAGAAGUUUUUGAAUCUAUGGACAAAGUCAUACGAUCUGAAAGCGCUCCGAGCAGCAGCUGAGGCCAUUGUUGGGCGUCAGAUCACAACUCCAUGCCGGCUAUCGACUGGCUCUGUAUGCUCCGACGAUGGUUCCCGCAUGUAUCGCGCAGAGCGACGAGCAAUCGAGAACUUUCUGGAUGCUUUCCUCAUCAAGAACGAGGAUGCCGUUCGUGUCAAAUCUGGAACUGGUAGCAUCGCCAGCAUCGCUCGCGGUGACAAUGAUUUCGGGUCUCCAGGCUGGUCAUGGAGGCGGACUGCCAUACGAAGCUUGAUGCUUGUAUUGCUUCUCGACAAGGCCAAGAUAACCAACGUCGUUCCUGGCUGUCUCUUCCAGACAACAUCGCCGCACAAAACAUCUGUUGAGAUCCUACACCAGCUGUCGACCUUGAUACUUCCCUCGCUUGGCGAUAUCACCCGGCCGCUCAACCAUCUGAAUUUCAAGGUCGGGCAUAUGCAGUACCCACUCCAGGAGUACACAUACAGUAUCGACAAUAUUGCGAUCGAACUCCGCGACGGCAUCAUUUUGACUCGGCUUGUUGAGCUCAUGCUCUACUCUCCAUCAACACUGGUUGCGCAACAGGAAGACACAGUCACGGUUACCAUGCCUUCCGGCGAACUUUUGACCAGCUCUUUCGACUUCUCGCAAAAGGACAGCUGGGUGCUGUCGCAACAUCUCAAGUUUCCAGCUAUCGGACGCCCGCAAAAGCUUUACAAUGCUCAGAUCGCGCUCUCGGCACUUUCCGGUGUCAAGGGUAUUCCAAUUCAGGCAGUCGGUGGCGUUAGAGCCGAGGAUAUCAUUGACGGACAUCGCGAAAAGACCCUGGCACUUCUGUGGUCGCUCGUUGGAAAGUGCGGGCUUGCAAGUCUUGUGGACUGGCCGCAGAUUGUGAAAGAGACGGAGCGCUUCCGUGAGACGUGGUAUACCCGCUGCGACAACUACCAAGAGCGAGACCUGGAUUCGGAAGACGAUGAUGCGACUACCGAACUUGGAGAGGGGUUGGAAUAUCAUAAGCGCCUCUUACUUUCGUGGUCCCGAUCUAUCGCUCGCCUCCAUGGCCUCCGCGUCACAAACCUGACGACUAGUUUUGCGGACCCGAAGGUACUUGAAGUGAUUGUAGAUACCUACCUCCCAUCGACACUCACCACGACUAUGGAGACUGGCAAGAUGGGGCUGGUAGCAAAGUUGAAAGCAGUUGGCUGCUCCACAUCCUUCAUCUCGCUUUUCAUGCCGCAACACGCCUCCGGACGUUCUAUCCCAUCGAAAGACUUUACACUUCUGACUCUCUCAUUCCUGGCCUCUCGCCUUCUGCCACUCUCUCUCAAACACCGCGCCGCAUCGAUCAUUCAACUCGCGUACCGCCGUCGUCUUGCUCGCCGCGAGAUUGGACAACGCGUUGCUCUCAUGAGGAUUGCGCAUGAGUGUGCCGCUGUUGCACAGAAGAGGGAGCGCUUGGUGCAAGCCGCUACCAUCAUGCAGCGACGCUGGAGGGGCGUUCUGGAACAGAGGAGACUCCAGUUGGAAAGCGAUGUGAUGGCUUUCCAGGCACUUGCCAGGGGUUGGGCGAUCAGACGAUGGGCGAGGAGGGCUACCGCUGGACGGGUUGGAGGAAAGGAGAAGGUGAGGCGGAGGUGGGGCGGGUGGUAAUCUUGUGAGGACCAUCGUUCUGGUGGAGAUCGCAGAUUGAAGUUCCAUCAAGGUUUUCGGUUUGGUGUUUUGGUGUUGGUUGGGAGAGACAUACUCUCGCCUUGGGUCUAGGUGUUUUUCCUUUGGCGUUGGAUAUCACAUCGUACUGUCAUGUCGCUUUUUCUGCUUUAAUGCUGGAUACCUCGGUCUGUUCAUCCGUUUACGUUAUUCAAUACGAAUUUGACGACUCUUGAUAUCAAA
Messenger RNA from Dothidotthia symphoricarpi CBS 119687, 3573 nucleotides. RefSeq lists its product as uncharacterized. Gene Ontology annotation, molecular function: protein binding. The record is from RefSeq and is a predicted model, not a curated record. Gene Ontology annotation, cellular component: spindle pole. Bases 49 to 3333 code for a protein of 1094 amino acids. NCBI's taxonomy places the organism in Eukaryota, Fungi, Ascomycota, Dothideomycetes, Pleosporales, Dothidotthiaceae. The transcript has a single exon. Gene Ontology annotation, biological process: spindle organization; establishment of meiotic spindle localization; mitotic cell cycle.